AUGGCACCUCCAUGGGUGAAGAAGCUCACACCUUCUGGCCCUCAGGGUUCAGAGCUCCUCGAGCAGGAGCGAGCUCAGUCCAAUGUCCCCGUGAAGAAAUUAUCGGAAUUCCUGUUUUCUAAGGAAGUGCUCGCAAGGCAGGAAAGAGUUUUGGAUAUUCUCAAGACGGAGAAAGUGUUCAACAAGUCCCUGAAUUACUUCGAUGGCAGAGAGGCAAGAUUCCAAACUGCUCUUGCUCGAGCGAAGCGGAUGCGCCAACUUGCUGUUCAGCACCGCUGGUCUCAGGACGAGUACAUGAUGGCAUCAGAAUUGAUCAGCGAGCCAGGUCCAUAUGGUUUGCACGCCAGCAUGUUCCUGAUCACGCUUCGAGACCAAGGAACUCCUGAACAGCAUGAGUUAUUCCUCAAAAGGGCCGAGGAAUAUGAAUUCAUCGGAUGCUAUGCACAGACCGAAUUGGGUCAUGGUUCAAAUGUGCGAGGCUUGGAGACCACUGCAACCUGGAAUUCUGACGACAAAAUCUUUACCCUACAUUCGCCUCACCUGACAGCUUCAAAAUGGUGGAUUGGAUCAAUGGGGCGAACAGCCAACCAUGCGGUCGUCAUGGCGCAAUUGAUUAUCGAUGGCAAGCCCUACGGACCACAUCCAUUCGUCGUUCAGAUAAGAGACAUGAAAACACAUGAGCCUUUGGAGAACAUACACGUUGGUGACAUUGGGCCUAAAUUUGGAUACAAUACGAUGGACAAUGGCUUUCUGUUGUUGAACAAUGUCAAAGUCCCGCAUGCUCACAUGCUCGCGAAAUUCUCAAGCGUGGACCCGAAGACAAACAAAUACGUUAAACCUGCAUCAGCUUCCCUAGUCUACGGCACCUUGACUUGGGUUCGAAGCACUAUAGUACUCCAAUCCGGUGGAGUACUUGCUCGUGGAGUCACGAUAGCAACCAGAUAUGCGGCUGUCAGACGGCAAUUCCAGGACCGAGAUGCUAAAGAGUCUGAUAUUGGCGAAAACCAAGUACUCAACUACACAAUGGUCCAGGUUCGACUUCUACCCCUUCUUGCUGCCACGUUCGCAUUGCAUUUUACUGGUCGUGGGAUGAUGGCUCUCUACCAAGAAAACCAGAAGAAAAUGGCCGGCGAUGUAGGGAAGGUGUCGCAUACUGGUCGAGGGCCUAGUCCCGAAGAAUUGUUCCCUUCUACGGACUUGCUUGCAGACCUACAUGCAACGUCAUGCGGCUUGAAAGCCUUAGCAAGUACAACAGCGGCUGAGGGUCUUGAAGUCUGCAGAAGAGCCUGUGGGGGCCACGGCUAUUCCAGCUUUAGUGGUAUAGGUACAUGGUAUGCUGAUUAUCUCCCAACGACGACAUGGGAGGGAGACAACUAUAUGUUGACGCAACAAGUGGCGAGGUAUCUGUUAAAAUCGGCACGUUCUGUCCUCAAAGGCGCGAACCCGUCAGAGAACGAUACUACUCAGAUAUUUCGCACGUUCCUAUCGAGACGCGACCUGGGAGCUGCAUUCGAUAUUCUUGGACAGGACGAAGACAUCGUUGCAGCCUUCGCUUGGCGAACUUCAUUCCUCACCUUCGAAGCGCUCAAGCACCGCGACGAAGAGAAAAACAGCUGGAAUAGCUUGCUCGUCGACUUUUGGCGUCUCAGUACGGCUCACUCACAAUACUUGAUCGUCAGAAAUUUCCAUGAGGCGUUGCAGUCCGAGUCUAUGGUGUCUGAGCUAGGCCUUGAGACAACUGCCCUUAUGCAGAAGCUCUUCCGUCUUUACGCUUUACACACUCUAGAGCGAGAGGCUUCAGAGUUCUUCUCCUCAGGCGCCGUUACAGUAAGACAGAUUCAGCUGGCAAGAACGAAGACAGUCAUGAAACUGCUUGAAGAGAUCAGACCGCAUGCAAUACGGCUCGUAGACGCAUGGCAUUUUCCGGAUUGGGUUCUCGACAGCAGUUUAGGGAGGUACGAUGGGAAGGUCUACGAGGAUUUGUUUGAGAGAGCGAGCGAAAUGAAUCCUUUGAAUGCUUUGACGAUUGAUCCGUACCCAAAUAGUGAGGUUCUGAUUAAGAAGGACGAGAGAGAAAAGUUCAGGAACAUGGAUCGAAUGAAGCGGGCAUUAUCUCUUUCUAUGCUGUCGCUCCCUCUCUUCAUCCAUUUCGCUGCAGCGGCAAACCUCAUUGCCCAAAUUCCUCUCGUCGACUCCUUUCCCUUUGACCAUAAUGAAGAACGCGCCACCGCUUCCCUGGCGAGCUUCAUCGCCUCCGAGGGUCCAAUUGCCCUACAAGGGGUUCUCAAUAACAUUGGAUCUGGGGGCGCAUUGGCUCCUGGGGUAAAAUCAGGCUUGGUUGUAGCAAGUCCUUCAAAGGCGAAUCCGGACUAUUUUUACACUUGGACAAGGGAUUCUGCGUUGACAUACAAAGCCUUGGUCGAUGCGUUCAUUGCCGGCAAUUCUAGCUUGCAGUUAGAAAUCGAAAAUUACAUCUACGCUCAAGCUCAGCUUCAAGCGGUCUCGAACCCUUCAGGUGACCUGUCCAAUGGUGCUGGGCUCGGUGAGCCCAAAUUCGAAGUAGAUGGUACUGCAUUCACAGGAGCUUGGGGUCGGCCUCAACGUGAUGGCUCAGCACUGCGAGCCACAACACUCAUAGCUUAUUCGAGAUGGCUGAUUGCGAAUGGGGGCACUUCCACUGUAACCUCAACGAUUUGGCCAAUCAUCUCCAAUGAUCUUAAUUACGUCGCCCAGUACUGGAAUCAGACCACUUUUGACCUCUGGGAAGAAACCGACGGCUCGUCUUUCUUCACCACAGUAGUCCAACAUCGCGCCCUGGUCGAGGGAAACACCCUCGCAGGACAAAUCGGUCAGACAUGUAACGGCUGCAUCCUCCAAGCUCCUCAAAUCCUUUGCUUUUUGCAAAGCUAUUGGAAUGGCCAAUAUGUCCUUGCGAACAUCAACGAUGACAAUGGCAGAAGUUCCAAGGAUGUCAACACGAUCUUGGGCUCUAUCCAUACAUUUGAUCCGUCUGCUGCAUGCGAUGACAGCACCUUUCAGCCUUGCUCCGAGCGGGCUUUGGCCAAUCAUAAAGUCACAACGGACUCCUUCAGGAGUGUCUUUGCCAUCAAUUCUGGUAUUGCUGAGGGUUCGGCCGUUGCAGUUGGCCGGUACCCCGAGGACAUCUACCAAGGGGGUAACCCCUGGUACCUCGCCACACUGGCAGCCGCAGAACAGCUCUACGACGCCCUUUACCAGUGGAACAAGACCGGAUCUCUCAGCGUUACCGCAAUCAAUCAAGCUUUCUUCAAAGACUUCCUGCCUUCCGUGGCAAUAGGCACCUUUGCCUCCUCCUCACCAACUUUCACGACUUUGACGACGGCCAUCAAGACUUAUGCGGACGGAUAUGUGGGCAUUAUCGAAACGUAUACACCAUCCAACGGAAGUCUAGCAGAGCAGUUCUCACGCAGUAACGGCUCCCCUCUGUCAGCGGUCGACUUGACAUGGAGCUACGCCUCCUUCCUCACAGCCGUAGCCCGUCGCUCAGGCCAGAUGCCUGCCUCAUGGGGCGAGCUAAACGCCAAUACCGUCCCAUCCACCUGCUCCGCUACCUCAGCCCAAGGUACCUACAGUACCCCCACCGCUACUGCACCCUUACCACCAUGUACCACCGUUUCUUCUGUAGCUAUAACCUUCAACGUCGCCGAGGAUACAACAUUCGGCGAGACGAUUCUUCUUGCUGGCUCGAUCUCCCAGCUCGGUAGCUGGAACACGGCAAACGCGGUUCCACUCUCUGCGACUGAUUACCAGAUUGAGUAUCCGAGAUGGUUCGUUACUGUGUCUUUGCCGGCGGGGACGACGUUUCAGUAUAAAUUUGUUAAGGAGGAAAGCAGCGGGAGUAGUACGUAUGAGGUACGUGCAUUCGGAGUCCGUACUGGUUUUUUCGGCUCCAAUUCUUAG
Messenger RNA from Letharia lupina, 3939 nucleotides. RefSeq lists its product as uncharacterized. Gene Ontology annotation, cellular component: peroxisome. Gene Ontology annotation, molecular function: acyl-CoA oxidase activity; FAD binding; fatty acid binding. Bases 1 to 3939 code for a protein of 1312 amino acids. The record is from RefSeq and is a predicted model, not a curated record. The transcript is spliced from 10 exons. NCBI's taxonomy places the organism in Eukaryota, Fungi, Ascomycota, Lecanoromycetes, Lecanorales, Parmeliaceae. Gene Ontology annotation, biological process: lipid homeostasis; fatty acid beta-oxidation using acyl-CoA oxidase; polysaccharide metabolic process.